CGUUAUGCGUAACAGGAAGUGCACUCUAAGGUAAAGCACGAAGAAGCGAAACUGCAUGGUGAAAGAAAACAACCACCAAAUACUGAAAAUAAUAACAACUUCAAAGGUCUUAAACUCCAGCCCCGAAAAGCGGCUAUAUCUUAAACAGCUGAGGCCAGCCGACCAGUCAGCCGGUGUGAAGCCGCAGCAUGUCAGUGCACUUCGAGGAGAGAAGCGGGGUCGUCCCCUGUAAGACGUCUUGGGGCUCCUGGUACCAGACCAUGGAGGAGGUUUUCAUUGAAGUCAACGUACCUCACGGGACCUCUGGUAAAGAGAUCAAGUGCCGUUUAGGAUCUAGAGACAUAGAGCUACAUGUUAAAGGAACAGAAGUAUUCAAGGGUAAGUUGUUUGGCACAACCAUGUCUGAUGAGGCUACAUGGACACUAGAGGACAAGUGUCUCAUCAGGAUUAUUCUGAUGAAGACUAACAGAGAGGCAGGGAACUGCUGGUCCUCUCUGCUGGAGGGCGAGUACUGUGCGAAUGCCUGGGUCCAGGACCAGAUGCAGAGAAAGCUCACCCUGGAGAGGUUCCAGCGGGAGAAUCCAGGAUUUGACUUCAGCGGUGCAGAGAUCUCUGGGAAUUUCGCAGGUGGUGGUCCAGACUUCUCCAGCUUACAGAAGUGACGGAUACUGUGUGACAUGCUGCAGAUGCCACCUCUGCAUAAGGACAGCUACAUUCAUGACAUGUAGAGGAAACGUGAAUUCAUCAGACUUACCGAAAUCACAAGUUGAAAUGAUUUGCCUUCAGAGGAACUGAAUACUGGGCAAAACACAUGAUUGUACUGCCUGGCACAGAGAAACUUCCACAGGAGCCUUUUCAUCUUUUUUUUUACCAGCUGCGACAGUUUGAUUUUUUGCACUGCUCAUUAAACUUGAAUACCAGUUGAUGGGAACUCUUCAGGUCUGAA
Molecule: messenger RNA, 946 nt
Organism: Notolabrus celidotus (New Zealand spotty)
Lineage: Eukaryota; Metazoa; Chordata; Actinopteri; Labriformes; Labridae
Gene: nudcd2
Product: NudC domain containing 2
Exons: 4
Coding region: 189-662 (157 amino acids)
Biological process (GO): protein folding
Cellular component (GO): cytoplasm
Source: RefSeq, a predicted model, not a curated record